CUCCCCUCCUCCCGUUCUUCUUCGAUCUGAUAUCUGCGUUCCAUCCCCAAGCUUCCUUCCCUCAUCAUCCCCAUCUUUCCACCCCUUCUCCUUCCCACCGGCUGGAGACUGGAUCCCAACUGACCCGGAUCGUGGUCAACGGAGACACUUUCUUGAUUCCUCACAUCGGCUACUCAGCUCCAUUCUUCCUUCACCAUGAGGAGUCUUCUCCACAAGCUGGGCCGCCCUGCGGCUCCGGCCGAUAUCGUCGAGGAGGUCCAGCACAACCCCAAUGACAAGGAGGCCGCUGUCGGUGCCAAGUCUGCUACCAACGAGUCUGACCCGGGUGCCGAGACCGAUUCGAGCCAGGAGAUCUCCAAGGAGGCUCAAGCCGGUAUUCAGCGUGUCGAGGCCAUGACCAAGGUCUGGACCCGGAACGACAUGUACAUGGCCUACAUCACUAUCUGGAUCCUCUACUUCGUCGAUGCCCUCCAGUCCGGCAUGUCCACCAGCUUCUAUCCUUACGUUACCAGUUCCUUCGCCCUCCACUCCCUGACGGCCACCACCAGCAUCAUGUCCAACUUGAUCGGUGGUCUGUUCAAGCUCCCCCUCGCCAAGAUCCUCGAUAUCUGGGGUCGUCCUCAGGGUUUCUGCGCCAUGCUUUUCUGCCUGACCAUUGGUCUGAUCAUGAUGGCUGCUUGUAACGGCGUCAAGACCUACGCGGCUGCCCAGGUCUUCUACUGGGUCGGAUACAACGGCAUCACCUACUCAAUCUCCAUCUUCCUUGCCGAUACUUCGGCCCUCACGAACAGAGCUUUGCUGUUUGCCUUUGUUUCGUCCCCCUACAUCAUCACCUGCUGGAUCAGCGGUAUUGUUGCCGAGCGCUUCCUCGGUGGCCCUGGCUGGAGGUGGGGUUAUGGCGCCUUUGCCAUUAUUGUCCCCGCCGUCUGCUCGCCCCUGCUCUGGCUCUUCUACAAGAACCACGUCAAGGCCAAGAAGGCUGGUCUUCUCCCCAAGCACGAGAGCAAGGGCAACUUCUGGCAGACGCUCAAGUUCUACCUCAUCGAGUUCGACAUCUUCGGUCUGCUCCUCAUCACUACUGGUCUGGCCCUGUUCCUCCUGUCCUUCAACCUCUAUUCGUACCAGAAGGACCAGUGGAAGGCUCCCCUCAUCAUCUGCUUCCUCAUCUUUGGUGGUUUGCUCAUGAUCGCUUUCGCCUUCUACGAGAAGUUCUUGGCUCCCAAGACUUUCAUCCCCUACCAGCUCCUCAUGGACCGCACCGUCAUCAGCGCGUGCAUUCUCUCGGCUGCCCUCUUCGUCUCGUUCUACAUCUGGGAUAUUUACUUCUCUUCGUUCCUCCAGGUCGUCAACAACCUUGACGUCGUUAAGACCAGCUACGUUGUCAACGUUUACAGCGUCGGCUCCUGCUUCUGGUCCCUUCUCGUCGGUUGGGCCGUCCGCAAGACUGGUCGCUUCAAGUGGCUCGCCGUGUACUUUGGUGUCCCUGUCACCAUUCUCGGUGUCGGCCUCAUGAUCCACUUCCGUCAGCCCAACGAGAACGUCGGCUACAUUGUUAUGUGCCAGAUCUUCAUUGCCACCGCCGGCGGUACCCUCGUCAUUUGCGAGCAGAUGGCGGUCAUGGCGGCCACCUCGCACGAGUUCAUUGCGUCCGUUCUUGCCAUCGAGGCCAUGUUCUCCAACGUUGGUGGUGCCAUUGGUCUCACUAUUGCCUCGGCCAUCUGGACCGGUGUCUUCCCCAAGCACCUGGCCAAGUACCUCCCCGCCUCGGAGCAGGAGAACCUCCCCGCCAUCUACGGCUCCCUUGUCAAGCAGCUGAGCUACCCGUAUGGUUCUGAGACCAGAAACGCCAUUUCUCGGGCCUAUGGUGACUCCCAGAAGUACAUGCUCAUCGCUGCGACGGCCAUCCAGGCCAUCUCGCUGGUGUCGGUCUUGUUCUGGAGGGACAUCAAGCUCAAGGAUGUCAAGCAGAAUAAGGGCUUGGUGUUCUAAAAGGAGAGAAGAAGAGAAUCGUUUUGCAGUUUAUUUGGCGGUUUGGAUAUUAAAAGAGGGGGCGAUUGGAAAAGGGAAACGGUGCAGGUUUAGGCAUUGUGUCAUGACUUUGUUUGAUGAGAUUAUACCCGAGAUGUUUGCUCUUUCUAUAGUGUUGACGAUAAUGUAAUACGAGUAAUGAAUGUCCCUUACAAUUAUUUGUCCACCGGUUGGCCCUGAGAGAUUUUGCGCGAUUCUAUCCCAAGCGGGUA
Molecule: messenger RNA, 2240 nt
Organism: Neurospora tetraspora
Lineage: Eukaryota; Fungi; Ascomycota; Sordariomycetes; Sordariales; Sordariaceae
Product: major facilitator superfamily domain-containing protein
Exons: 2
Coding region: 196-1989 (597 amino acids)
Biological process (GO): transmembrane transport
Cellular component (GO): plasma membrane
Molecular function (GO): transmembrane transporter activity
Source: RefSeq, a predicted model, not a curated record